ACAGCAACAGCAGCAGUAAUAACAACAACAACAACAACAACGACAAAACGGCCAACACAAGGAAAACGGCAUCGACGACGACGUCGGCGAAGCCGCAACUGCCGGGCAGUUCCCGUUCACGAAGACGUCCACAGUAUUUCAAUUCCGUGCUGAUGCUUGCCGUGCUCAUGUGCCAGCUGCAACAGCUCGUUCGCCCAGGCGACGGUGGAUCUGGUCUCGCAAUGGCCGCGCCCGCACCCGCGCCCGCACCUGUGCCCGAUCCGGAAGCAACGCCGGCCACACUUAGCGCCAUUCUCGUAGACAAUGUCACAAGCCGUUCUGCGAAUCGAACACGGAUCCAGAAGAGGCACUACACAAGCGUCAGCUUCAAGGAGCGCUUCCAUCGCGAACUGAAUAGCUCCGUCCUGGACUGGAGCAAUGGCUGCGGUGGCAACUGGACGGGCUCGGAUGAGGAGCGCAACCCCGUGCGAGCCCACAAGCGCUGUGCCAAGCAUAAGAAGCUACUGCGCACGCUACAGAAUAAGACGGGCCGCGAGCUGCGGCAACUGCGGACCGACAACAAGCUGCGACAGACCGUGCACUCCAUGAAGGCACAGGACACAGGCUCCAAUCAGGCGAUCGACAUCUCAGAGCACGGCAUAUGGAAGAUGCACAGCAGCCAAUACAACUUUCUGCCCAGGCUCAAUGCCAGCGGCCAGCAACUCGCCUUGCGUCGCGCACAUCACGAUCUGCAAUUCUAUGUGGCCGCGUUCAGCUAUCUGCGGCACGCCCAGCUGCACUGGGACUAUGAGAACCUGCAAAAGCAGAGCGUGCUGUCCGCCGAGCUGCUGCGCUAUCGGAGCAGCGCACGCACCGUACUCUGCAUCGUCGAGGAGGCCAUCAAUGGCAGCAGCCGCCUGUAUGCGCCCAGCCCGCAGAAGCAUCAGCGGCACAAGAAGCUGUCGCUUCACCAGAUCAAGACGGUGCCGCGAGAGCCCAUGGAGAAGCGUCUGCAGAAGUUUAAGACGCCGCUGGUGGAGCUGCAUCGUCAGGCGGUGCUGGCCGCUCGCAACCAGCCAGCGGCUGAGCCCAGCAAGCCGCAUCAUUUGGAUGCGCUGUUCCUCAAGUUCCAGUACAUGGAGUACCUGAAGCACAUGACACAGCUGCUGGCCAAACAGCGUAAAAGGGACUGCACGAGCAGUCCACAACAGCUGGCAACGCGGCCAAAAUCGCGACAAAGGCAGCAACAGGCUGCAUAGUGCCAACCACAUUCAGCAACCAAUUCCAGUUGCAGUUCCAGUUCCGUUUCGAAUUCCCUUUGAGCGCCUAUGACAAGGAACCAGUUCCGCCAAAAGGACUCACGCCCAUCCGACACUCUGCCCACUGUACUGAAAACCCACUCUCAAAGACGGCUAUAACAUUCGAUACCGAAUCCGAAUCCGAAUGACAAGUUUGAAAACGUGCCCUGAAUAUGUUCAGCAACUACAUUAACUAUUUAUUAUCAGCAUGACAAUCAUAAUUAUGGAUUUAAUUAAUUUAAA
Molecule: messenger RNA, 1520 nt
Organism: Drosophila virilis
Lineage: Eukaryota; Metazoa; Arthropoda; Insecta; Diptera; Drosophilidae
Gene: upd3
Product: unpaired 3
Biological process (GO): cell surface receptor signaling pathway via JAK-STAT; embryonic development via the syncytial blastoderm
Source: RefSeq, a predicted model, not a curated record